Messenger RNA from Penaeus chinensis, 2289 nucleotides. RefSeq names its product fibroin heavy chain-like. The coding region runs from base 1 to 2289 and encodes 762 amino acids. The record is from RefSeq and is a predicted model, not a curated record. The transcript has 7 exons. Lineage: Eukaryota; Metazoa; Arthropoda; Malacostraca; Decapoda; Penaeidae.
AUGCACAAGUGUAAGUUCAAAGCACUGAAUAGCAAAAUACGAACGAGGCUUCCUGCAUUUGCUGACGAGAGUGACGCCAAUUUGUCCAACGUCAGCAGUACAAGUGCAUUCUCAGAAUUCAACAUUGUGCGUGGCGUGAGUGAGAGCUGUCCUUGUGUGAAAGCGAAAGUUUUCUUUAUUCAACAGCAGAAGGUUAUACAAGAGGUUAUACUGAAAGGGAUCGUGCUGCUCUUGGUGGCCGCCGCUGCAGGCCAGCAGAAACGCGAGGCUGAACCUGCCGGCGGAUACGGACACGGGAUCGGCCAUGGCUUUGGCUUAGGCUUCGGCAUUGGCCACGGUCAUGGCAUUGGCCACGGUCACGGCAUUGGCCACGGUCACGGCAUUGGUCAUGGAUUUGGCAUCGGCCACGGCCACGGAAUUGGCUUUGGUCAUGGGCACGGUCAUCAUGGGCAUGGGCAUGGGCAUACAGUCGUUACUGAAGUAGUCCAUGGUGGUUAUGGCCAUGGUCAUGGAAUCGGAUUUGGACACGGCAUUGGCCAUGGCUUUGGUCAUGGACAUGGAAUCGGCUUUGGGCAUGGGCACGGCAUCGGCUUUGGACAUGGUCACGGCUUUGGUCACGGAAUCGGACUUGGCCACGGUUUCGGACACGGCUACGGCCACGGCAUCUACAAGCGCGAAGCCAAAGCCGAACCCGAAGCCAAGGCUGACCCGAAGGCAGAACCCGGCUUUUCCCAUGGCUUUGGAGGCCACGGCUUCGGCGGUCAUGGUUUUGGUGGCCAUGGAUUCGGUGGCCAUGGAUUCGGACAUGGUGGCCAUGGAUUUGGACAUGGUGGUUUUGGAUUAGGUCAUGGCUUCGGCCACGGCAUCGGCCAUGGCCACGGUCACACCGUCAGUCAUGAAGUUGUCCAUGUUGGACAUGGCCACGGUCAUGGUCAUGGAAUUGGACACGGCCACGGAUUUGGCCAUGGAAUCGGGUUUGGUCAUGGGUUCGGACAUGGUCAUGGGUAUGGACACGGUCACGACGUGCACAUAAUCGAACACGGCCAUGGAUUCGGUCACGGGAUCGGCCAUGGUUUCGGUCACGGGAUCGGCCAUGGUUUCGGACAUGGGAUUGGCCAUGGCUUCGGUCAUGUUUGUAUGUCAGUAGCUUACUUCGAAGCCUUCAUGGAAACCUGCUCCACAAAGCAAUGCACAAAUCUGAACCAGAUUUUCUUGAAAGAUUCAUCUGAUGAGAAGAUCCUUAUACCGGUCAAAUGUUUUAUUGAUAUUCGUUUGCGUGUCACGAAUAAUGACUACUUUUAUAAGCAGAUUAAUGGUAUCGCGAUUGGAUGUACCCUAAGCCCGGUUCUUGCGAAUUUACACAUUUUAAAGGAGAAUGGGGAGCUUCAGAUCGUGUUGCUCCUGGCGGCCGCCGCGGCGGCGCAGCAGAAACGUGAGGCGGAACCGUCCGGAGGAUACGGACACGGGCUUGGGCACGGCUUCGGUGUAGGCUUUGGCUUGGGCCAUGGACAUGGCUUUGGUCAUGGACACGGAAUUGGUCAUGGCCACGGAUAUUCUGUAACGGUUGUGCAUGGCGGUCAUGGUCACGGACAUGGUUUCGGACAUGGCCAUGGUUUCGGACAUGGACAUGGUUUCGGACACGGCCAUGGUUUCGGACAUGGUCAUGGUUUCGGACACGGCCAUGGUUUUGGACAUGGUCAUGGUUUCGGACACGGCCAUGGCCAUAGUGUUGUACAUCAUCACGGUUCUGGGCAUGGGCAUGGAAUCGGAUUUGGCCACGGUUUCGGCCACGGCUACGGCCACGGCAUCUACAAGCGCGAAGCCAAAGCCGAACCCGAAGCCAAGGCCGACCCGAAGGCAGAACCCGGCUUUGCCCAUGGCUUUGGAGGCCACGGCUUCGGCGGUCAUGGUUUCGGUGGCCAUGGAUUCGGACAUGGCGGUUUUGGAUUAAGUCAUGGCUUCGGCCACGGAUUCGGUCACGGCAUUGGCCAUGGCUACGGUCAUGCUGUCAGCCAUGAAGUUGUCCAUGUUGGACAUGGCCAAGGUCAUGGUUUUGGUCACGGUCUUGGUCAUGGAAUCGGCUUUGGCCACGGUUUUGGACAUGGCCAUGGACAUGGGUCUGGUCACGGUCUUGGUCAUGGAAUCGGCUUUGGCCACGGUCUUGGACAUGGAUAUGGACAUGACGUACACAUUGUAGAACACGGAAUCGGACAUGGUUUUGGCCACGGACACGGUCUUGGUUUUGGCCAUGGGAUUGGCCAUGGGUUUGGAGGCUACGGGCACCACUAG